Molecule: messenger RNA, 1533 nt
Organism: Labrus mixtus (cuckoo wrasse)
Lineage: Eukaryota; Metazoa; Chordata; Actinopteri; Labriformes; Labridae
Gene: sfrp2l
Product: secreted frizzled-related protein 2 like
Exons: 3
Coding region: 116-1132 (338 amino acids)
Biological process (GO): negative regulation of canonical Wnt signaling pathway; non-canonical Wnt signaling pathway; canonical Wnt signaling pathway
Molecular function (GO): Wnt-protein binding
Source: RefSeq, a predicted model, not a curated record
CCUCUCAUUAACCCCCCGUUUCCUCCACACCUCUUUGUUUACACCUUCAGGCCGGUCAAGUCCGGGCAGAAGUGUGGCAGCUCCGCAGACCUCACUUUGUCCUCGUUGCAGGAAAAUGUUUCUUUCUGUGCUCGGCUUUAUUUUGCUCUCUGGGGUUUCACAUUCUUCUGAAACCAUGGCUCCGGAGCCGCAGUCUCUCGGGUUUAGUUCCUCGGUCCGCUCAGUGUGUAAACCCAUUCCGAGCACUCUUUCUCUGUGCCACGGGAUCGGCUACAGACAAAUGCGGAUCCCUAACUUGCUCGGCCACGAUACCCUGAAGGAGGCCCAGCAGCAGUCGGCGGCCUGGCUGCCCCUCAUCUCCAAGCUGUGCCACCGGGACACCAAGAAGUUCCUGUGCUCCCUGUUCGCUCCGGUGUGUCUCCCGGAGCUCAGCGGGCCAGUCAGCCCCUGUAGGAGUCUGUGCGAGGCGGUGCGGGACGGCUGCGUGCCCGUGAUGAGUGCGUUCGGGUUCCCCUGGCCAGAGAUGUUUAACUGCAGCCGGUUCCCGCGCGGGACCGGCCUCUGUAUCGCGGCAACCGGUGAGCACGAGGGGAGGACUCCCGAAGAGGUCAGGCACGAAGAGGCGUUGAAAGGCAGUGUUAUCUGUGAUGCCUGCAGUCUGGCUGCAGAAGGAGAGACUGACAUCCAGGAAAACUUCUGCAACAGUCCAUAUGCCUUUAAGAUGCGUCUGGGCAGUGUGUCGACGGUGGGAGGAGACCGUCAGCUUGUGCCUAUGGCCCGCAGCCGAAUCCUAAGAUGGGCAGGGGGAGGUGCAGAGAGGGCAGAGGGGAUUGGGGGCGCAAUGGCCCACAGCGCUUUGUGGCUCCAAGAAGGAGGCACCUGUGCUUGUCCUGGUUUAGACUCUGCAGAGACGAACACAAACAGAGGGCUGCAGGAAGACCAGAUGGAUAAGAGACCUGGAAAAGAAGAAGGAAAGCAGGGUAAUGGGGCCCCGGGCGGGUGGUACUUGGCGUUGGCUCAGGCUGAAGAGGGAAGACUGGUGUUGACUCGACUGGUGAGGUGGAGCAGAGGGGACAAAGAGCUGAAGAAGUUUAUCAGAGCUCUUAUUAAACAGCCUUGUAAAGAGCUGUAGACGGGGACUUAUCAAACUGCAUGCAUGGCUAUAAGCAGCUAAUAUAAAAACAAGUGGAAUACCACUGAGUAAACCAUAUGAAUGCAGAAGAUACAUUUGAAAGGAACAGUUGUUAAAAGAUCAGCUAAUAUACCAGCAAGUCUGCAUAAUGGCCACUUUCUUGAAUCAUCUUUAUUCUUCUGUAAAUCACACACAGGAUGGAAGUAAUGUUAAGGCAUUAUUAAAAAGUUACUACAGCAUGUAAAGAUUAUUAUUGAGGUUUUUUGUAUUUUUGUGUACAUUUGUCUAUAUAAAAGAGAACAUGUUACCAAUUAGUCAAAGUGCUGAGUAGUUGUAUUAAAAAUUGCAAGGAUGGUGGCUUUUCUCAUUACAAAUAUUCCAUUAAAACAUCAUGUACAAGU